CCAAUGGCCAUCACACUUCAAACAAAUAAAAACCCUAUUAAGACACAAAAACAUUUCAUCAACUUACCACAACUGAACAACACCAAACAACAAUAUGCCUACCCUCAAAAAGAAGCUCAUCCCCACCACCACCACCACCGUCAGCCUCGGCUGCGGCAGCGGUUGCCGGAGAAUCAAUCUUUCCAAGAUUUUCAACCCAAAACCCUACAAACACAAACGCAGCAGCUUCUAUUCAAACGUCCACAACCACCGUGACUCCUCCCCAGUAUCAGCCUCCACAUCAUGGACCGCCACCACCACAACCACCACCACCACCACCACUGCUGACACAUUGUCACCAAAUGGUUCGGACACCACGGGUCAGGUGAGGAGCGUGCAAGGGUUUGGGUGGCUCGGUGGCAACAGUCUGGCAGUUGAAAAGGAUUCUAGUGACCCUUAUGUUGAUUUUAAGGACUCUAUGUUGCAGAUGAUAAUGGAGAAGGAGAUAUAUGGGAAAGAUGAUCUUCAGGAGCUUCUCAACUGUUUCUUGCAGCUGAAUUCUCCAUAUUAUCAUGCUAUUAUCAUAAGAGCUUUUACUGAGAUUUGGAACAAUCUUUCAAACUAAGUGCAUGAGGAAAUGGUUAAUGAUUGAUAAUGCAUAUGCAAAUGGUUUCAUGUAAGAUUAAUAUAUAAUUAGUUAGCUAGCUAGCCUUCCUUUUCAAAAGAUUAAGGUUUUUAGGGAUAUUAUAUUGUAGUUUGUAGAUUUUGAUUAAAGCUUUUAAAUUAUUGUAAUGUUAUGAUGCUAUUGGGCUAAUGUUAAGUGGAAACUGAUUAGUGGGGUUGAAGUAAUAACAAGAUGCUCAAGUAUUUGUUUUAA
This is a messenger RNA of Helianthus annuus (common sunflower), 856 nucleotides long. Its product is annotated as transcription repressor OFP6. Lineage: Eukaryota; Viridiplantae; Streptophyta; Magnoliopsida; Asterales; Asteraceae. The coding region runs from base 95 to 604 and encodes 169 amino acids. The record is from RefSeq and is a predicted model, not a curated record. Gene Ontology annotation, biological process: negative regulation of DNA-templated transcription. The transcript has a single exon.